Messenger RNA from Gambusia affinis (western mosquitofish), 5399 nucleotides. RefSeq names its product protein tyrosine phosphatase receptor type N2 (gene ptprn2). Gene Ontology annotation, biological process: protein dephosphorylation. The transcript is spliced from 22 exons. NCBI's taxonomy places the organism in Eukaryota, Metazoa, Chordata, Actinopteri, Cyprinodontiformes, Poeciliidae. The record is from RefSeq and is a predicted model, not a curated record. Gene Ontology annotation, cellular component: secretory granule. Gene Ontology annotation, molecular function: protein tyrosine phosphatase activity. Bases 226 to 3435 code for a protein of 1069 amino acids.
CCGAGGAGGGGCUCCUCCGUCAAACUGGUCGCUGUUCGUGGUGCUGAAACAACGCCUGGCUUCGGUUGUGCCUGAGCGAAUCGUUCCGCCUCUCCCUGUUGUUCCUUCUCCCAUCACUUUUAAUCUCCUGUCCUGUGCAGCCGACCUCCCCCUGACGUCGAGGCUGAAAGCAUGCAGUUUUAGUGAAGGUGUGCGGAAUGGAUUAAUGCUGUAGGCAGGAGCGGUAUGGAUUCUCCUCGGUGUCCCGUCCUCGUCGCCGCGCUGGUCGUCUGCCUCUGCUCCUCACCUGCCGUCUCUGACAGGAAAUUCGGUUGCCUGUUUGAAGAUGAGCUCUGUGCACCGUAUGAGUUCUGCGUCAACGAUGGAGUGUUUGGAAGGUGCCAGGAGUUGGCCGGGACAGAUCUGUACUCGUACGAUAUCUCAUCCUCCGCUCUCCAGCGCCUCAGGAUCCUCCUACAGAAGCUGGCUCACAGAGGUUUGACGUGGCGGGACGACAUAACUCAGCAGGUUAUCUCCAGAGAGCUCUCCAAACUGAGGAACAUCCCUGUACGCCAGCAGAGCCCCUCUCCGAGUCAGCUGACGGCAUACAGUAGCUCCAGAAACAGGAAGCUGAGACCGACUCAGGCAGAGCUGAGCAGAAACCUUCAGCAGUAUUUGACGGGGUUGGGCUUUAUGCCAGACGCUGACACAAAGCAACAAGAAAAUCAACCAGUCAUUCAGAAUGAAGAUAUCACACCCGAGGCUCUGAAAAAGGUCAGCCAGCCAAAACCAAAGCAGACCUGGAAGGAAACCACCAUCUACAGCCUCCAGAAAGGAGCUGGCCAACCUCCAGUUACCAAAGUCGUUACCAAGAGUGGCGAUGGCAGACACCCCAAACUCAGUACAACGUACUUGAGCCAUGAACCUGACAGGAGCAAACUCCUUUCCAACCAUCUGCAGCAGCUUCUUCCCGAGGCAUCAAGCACUCAGCAGGGCAUCACUGAUGGAGAGCCUGUAUGGCCAAAGGGGAAACUCCACUACCUCAGCUACCUUCAGCCUACUCAGAGCAAUCAUGCAGACCCACAGAUUGCUUUUGGCUCCAAUACGGCAAAGCCUAAUCUAGACAGACUGCUCUUCAAAUCUGGCCCAAAUCGGCUCCCUGCAAAAGACCCUCAUAGCCUCAUGGAUGAUCAUCUCAUCCUUAAUGCGGUGAAUCAGCUGGGGAGGCACAGCCUUAACAUGGAGGCUUUGAUGGGCAAAGAUCUGGACCAUCUUGCUGAGGUCAUCACAGGAGCUCUGCAGGAGGCGGAUGAGGAGCAGCUUACUGAUGGGGUCGAGCCAGUACCCGGUGCUGGUGACCACAGGGGGGAGAUGAGGGUUAACCAGGAGAAGCCGGCAGGAAUGCUUCUGAAUCAAGACCAGAAUCUGAAAUCAAAUGAAGGACUGAAUCCAAAACCUAAGGAAACUCUGACAUUAAAACAACAAGGCCAACGAAUAGACGUUGCAGAAAAAGAGUCCACUGACAAGCAUGGGGCCAUAUUUUCCAAGCUGCUUGACUACCUCAACAAGGAGCCCUUUGGUGGUGCGCCGGGGGUCAAGAGCAGGCCGCCAGCUCCUCUCCAGAAAAUGGUUGGACUGGAGAGAGUCCACAGCAUAACGAGGCAGGGUCAAGUUCCUGCCCCUUACCGCUCAGAGGAGAAGAUCGUGACCAUCCCCGCGAAGGAAGGGUCCACCCUGCGGCUGAGUGGUGGAGCAGAGAGGCCUGAUGGGAGGGUGGACUCUGAGAUCCAGAGGUGGAUGCAGGCCGACCAGGCCCCCGAGGGGGCUGCACAGCCAGAGGAGGCGCAGAAGAAGGACGUGAAGAUUAAAACCCAGCUGGUCCACGUGGGAGUGAAGGAGUUUUCCAGCAGAGGGAAGGACAGACACUUUGGCUACAUCAUCACCAACUCAGACUCCCUCACCAAUGACCGGGCCUCAGACCUGAUGGAUCGGCUGACCCAGAGGCUGAACCUCCACACGGCAGAUCUCACGCAGCUCUCAGUUCUGGGUCCUGCAAUGACAUUCAGGGUCGGCCCAAAUCCUAAAAACGUGACCACUGGAGACCUGGUUCAAGCUGCAGUCCAAGAAAAGCAGCAACUGGAGAAGGAGACAGGCCUGAAGAUAGUGGAGGCCGGAGUGAGUGAUAGGGGCAGCCUGACCCAGAUCCCCGUGGUGAAAGAGACCAGGGUGGAGUCUGGCCAGUUCCUGCUGCUCUCCGUCCUCUGCAUGCUCUUCAUCCUGGUGGCGCUGGUCGUGUCCGCCACCUUCUUCUGCAUCCGCAAGCGCUCACACCUCCACAUGAAGGAGAAGCUGGCAAGCCUGGGGACUGACACCAGCCAUGACGCCACCACAGCCUAUCAGGAACUGUGUCGCCAGCGCAUGGCGAUCAGGACGUCGGAGCGCGUGGAGCGGCCAGAGACCCUGCGUCACUCUCGCCUCAACAGCGUGUCGUCCCAAUUCAGCGACGGCCCCGUGGUCAGCCCGUCGACACGCAGCAGCACCUCCUCCUGGUGUGAGGAGCCGGUGCCGUCCAACAUGGAUAUCUCCACAGGUCACAUGAUCCUGUCGUACAUGGAGGACCACUUGAAGAACAAGAACCGUCUGGAGCGCGAGUGGGAGGCGCUGUGCUCCUACCAGGCCGAGCCCAGCGCCUGCAGCAUUGGCCAAGGCGAACAGAACUCCAAGAGGAACCGAGCUGAUGCUGUGGUCGUUUAUGAUCAUUCCCGCAUCACCUUGAAAUCGGAGAAUAACCACAGCAACUCGGAUUACAUCAAUGCCAGUCCCAUGAUGGAUCACGACCCUCGCAAUCCUACUUACAUUGCCACCCAGGGGCCACUUGCUUCCACUGUGGCAGACUUUUGGCAGAUGGUGUGGGAGAGCGGCUGUGUGGUCAUUGUGAUGCUGACCCCUCUAUCAGAAAAUGGAGUAAAGCAGUGUCACCACUACUGGCCUGAUGAGGGAUCAGACAUCUACCACAUAUAUGAGGUCAAUUUGGUGUCUGAACACAUCUGGUGUGAAGAUUUCCUGGUCCGGAGUUUCUACCUGAAAAACCUGCAGACCAACGAGACGCGCACAGUGACCCAGUUCCACUUCCUGUCCUGGAUGGACCGCGGGAUCCCCAGCUCAGCCCGGACCCUUUUAGACUUCCGCAGAAAGGUUAACAAGUGCUACCGUGGCCGAUCUUGCCCGAUAAUUGUUCACUGCAGUGACGGAGCCGGCCGGAGUGGGACCUACAUCCUGAUUGACAUGGUCCUCAAUAGGAUGGCUAAAGGUGCUAAAGAGAUUGAUAUUGCCGCUACCCUGGAGCACUUGAGAGACCAGAGAGCUGGCAUGGUCCAGACAAAGGAGCAGUUUGAGUUUGCUCUGACGGCCGUGGCAGAGGAGGUGAACGCCAUCCUGAAAGCGCUCCCUCAGUAAAGACCUUCUCUUCUUCCAUCUCGGAGCGCCGGUCUUCUCUGCCCACUCAGUGCAGACGUCGCACCCCUCCAGUCUCCUCUUCUGUUGCAACCUCCUCUGCACCUACAUGCAAUGCUGUAUUCUGAAUAUCGUGCCGGAUCCGUCCGUAUUCGUGAAUUCCAGAGUUGGAACGUUGAUUUGAUGGAUGUUGUGGUGAUUGAGGAUAAUGGAGGCAGAUCUGUGUUCCUACUGUGCAAUUUCUGAAUAUGAACCCAUGGUUCUCUAUGCUGUGGUGUUGUUCCUGAACAUACUGUUGCAGUGCCACUGAUGAGAUGUGUAUGUAACGUCACGUGAAGAUUACUAACUGAGCUGUCACCUGUUAAAAACCACUCUCUGGCUGCAGCUAUUUUUUGUUUUUUCUCUUUUUGUAUUGGUUAAAUUUUUUUGUGUGAAAUCCUAAAAGAAAAAUUGUGAUAGAGUCUGUGUUCAUUUAUUUAUCAUCUUUUUGUGUGGCUGACAUUACUAAAUAUUCUAAUCUUCCAAAAUUUACUGCUUUGACAAAAAAAAAUUUUCAAAGGCCUUUCAAAAUCCUAACGCAUAAUUCAAUGCAUUCUAUUGGGAUUUCAUGUGAGAUACCAACACAAAAUGGUGCAAAACUGUAAAAAAGAAAAUGAAAGUUGUUAGAAAUGUGUGGUGUGUGUUUGUAUGCUACCACUACCUCAGCAUUUUGCAUGUAUGCCAAAAAGCUCAAUUACAGUCUGUCAUUGCAACUUCUUCCUAUAUUAUAAAAGCAAGAUUUGUGGAAUACACAAUAAUAGUUGUGCUGUCAACAGGUCUUUCCACCUGAGUUAAUAGGACUGUAGCUCAUCCAGAGUCACCAUGGGAGUCCGGGUGACUACUCUGAUUAAUGCUCUCUGAUCUGUGCAUUUAAGUCAUGCUGUUUGUUAUCUAAUGUUGCAACAGACCUCAGUCUGCUUCACAGAACAGGUGGAUUUAUGGAUUUAGGUGGACUCUGUUGGUUGCAUUGGAUUUUCAGGGGUAUAAAGGUGUGACAAAACAAAUGCACACCACACCUUUUUGGAUUUUUAUUUGUUCAAAUUCUUGGAAACAAAUUUCCCUUCUCCUCCCACUUUGAAAUGAAUGUGCUGCUUUGUGUUGGUCUGUCAAAUAGAUACAUGAAAUAAAUUAAAGUUUUUGAUUUGUGAAAAUAUUAAAUAUUUUGCAAGGCACUAUUUGCAACAUAAAAACUAAGAAUAGUCCUGUCAAGCAGGAAGCAGAUGUUAUGUUUGUGUUUUUGCUUUAAGACAUAAAGUCACCUAAAUGCUGCAGCUCUCAACUGUAACACUUUCAGACCAAGAAAAACAUGAAAUCCUUGCCUGUAAAACUCAUCCUUCUGUACAGAUUCUGUCCUCCAGAUGAAGUGCUGUUGAUGGAAUUAUAAACUCCGUACAUUUCUCCCCCUCUGUGAACAGAAGACACUAGAUUAGUAUAUAUACAUAUAUAUAUUCAUCAGCAUCACAUUGUCAGAUGUUGAUGUGCAUGGGUAUUCUUGUGAAUAUGGAUCUCGGACUACGACAAAAAAAAAAAAAGGCCUCACAGAUUGUAAUAAUUACAACGUAUCACAUCGAUUUCACAUUUUUUCUUCAGUGCGUGAACAUCUCUGUGAAUAUUAAAUGUGAAAUAUACCAAACUGAGAUAGUGAUAGCCUCUAUUUAGAAACCAUGUCCUCCUGUAUCAAUAGUAAUAAGAUUAUAUAUUUAGGAAGAGAAUAUAUGGGGAUUUUGUUAAAUUUGUCCCUCUUUUGCUUGUAUAUUGUGACAUAUUGUGCAGGAUAUUUGCUCUAUAGACACUGAAUGACUUAAAGAAUCCUCAUAUUGUGCUAUCUGAAACACACCGAGGGCCUCUGUGAGAACUAUAUAUUUUGUGUGAGAAGUAAAAUAUUACUUUAUUCAGAUUGAUAAUAAAUCUACCGUACUUUAAAACAA